UGUUCCGUUCCUCUUCUCCUUCCUCCUCUUCCUCCGUUCGUCGUCUUCUGCAACUGCAACAAAGUUCCCUACGUUUCGUCUGAGAAAGCAGGGCAAGUGGUUUCAGUAACAGGCAGGACAUCUUUUUUUUUUUUUUUUUUUUUUUUCCUUUUUUAAUAGUUUUUCCCAAAGCCCAAUGACAUGAACAGCAGAAAAGACAAGUGAUGGGGUGAUGGUAUAUGUACAGAGCCUCCCCCUCACCUCCUCCCUCCCAUCCCCCACCACACGAGCGGUUCUCGGACCCCAUUUCCCCUGCCCAUUAACAGAGAGAGAGCGCGAGGAAGAGAAGGUGGAGGUGAUGACGACGAACCAAUCCAUCAGUCCUUAGAAUAACAUAACUACUCUCUCUGUCCCCAUUUUCAUUCCAAAUCUCGAAGCCGAUGGAGAUCAAAGAGACGGACCCAUCUGGGUCUUCUUCUUGAUCUUUAAGCUAAGAUGCUUUUCUGAUCGCCUCUGCGUUUCUGUUCCCCGACCAGUCCUUUUCCGGUUUGAACAGAGCAAAAGAGUUUUUCUUUUUUUGGCAGCCUUCGUAGGCUUUGUUCCUUUUUACAGUGUCAUUAGCCAUUACCAUUACAAUGAGUAAGACAGAGCACCUGAAGACACGGUUGGGCAGAUUUACCGGGUUCCAGGAUUUGAACUCCCUGCCUUCUUCACCUUAUAAUCCUCCUCUGCUCUCUCUCUACGGGGCCUUCCCCGGCGCUGCCUCUCUCGGCGAGAGGAAACCGGAAAUGACUGAGGCGGGUUUUCAGUUCUUGGCCCCGGCGAUGGGGCAGACCGACAAAGCUUGGGCCUUUGAGCCAUUGAAGAGCAGGGGUGGGGUCAAGACGCAACACGAUGUUGAGUCUGAUGGACAUGGCGGCAAGGCUGAUAAGACAACCGUGCGCCCGGGCCUCGACGAGGAGGACGAGGUUAAUAGGUGCUCCAAUGUCGGGAAAGGCGGUCACGUGAAGCUCUGCGCCAGAGGGCACUGGAGGCCUGCCGAGGAUGCCAAGCUUAAAGAGCUCGUGGCCCAAUUUGGUCCCCAGAACUGGAACGUCAUUGCGGAGCACCUCGAAGGAAGAUCAGGGAAGAGUUGCAGGCUGAGAUGGUUCAACCAGCUCGACCCGAGGAUCAACCGUAAAGCCUUCAGCGAAGAGGAGGAGGAGCGGCUCCUGACCGCUCACCGGAUGUACGGGAGCAAGUGGGCGAUGAUCGCGAGGCUGUUCCCGGGAAGGACCGACAACGCCGUGAAGAACCACUGGCACGUUAUCAUGGCGAGGAAGCAGAGGGAGCAGUCCAACGUCUACAGGAAGAGGAAGCUCCUCCCUCCUCACAUGGCUUUCGACGUGAAGCCCCCCAAUCGGAACACCAGCAGCACCGAGUCGACGAUCUCCAGCAACAGGGAUGAAUCUGCCUCCACUUGCACCAAGCUCUCCCUCAGCGCCUCCUCUGCCAGACCAGUUCCCGUCCUCUUUGGCCGGUCCGGUCCAGUCCAGAGGCUCCAGCCGUCGGACCCUCGGAUUGGUCCCCCGAACAAGAAGCCACUGCUGGCUACGGUGAACGGGCCAUCCGAUGACCGGUCCAGCGAUGACAGCAGGAACUGGACCCACUGCACGGGGCCGAAGAAGGGAUCCCGGGAGAACUCCGGAUCAGGGAACUUGGACUCGGUCUCAAACUCGGAAGUAUCCGGGGCGGAGUCGGUCACCACACACAACCUCAUCCUCUCUGGGCCCGAGAAGCAAGACCUGCCCUUCAUCGACUUCCUCGGGGUCGGCGCCACCUGAGCCCAGUUCCCAUCAAAACUAGAGGAUAUUCAUAGGAUAUAACAGACCAUGUUAAGAAUAUAUGUUUUGGGCAUUUUGGGUUGGUCGAGGAGCAUGGGAGUCGAAGCUUUAGUUCCAUAAAUGGGAAAAGUAGAAAAGCCAGAGAGAAACAGUGUGUGUGGGUGUGGUUGUGGCUGUGUUUGAGGUUAGGUAAGUGAUAGAGUGAUGGCAAUGGCGAUGGAUGGAUUGGGUGCAGUGAUGAGAGACUUCAAAAUCUCAGGCAGACAAGGGACUCGGGUUUUAGCAGCAGCAGCAGUUUUUGGUUAUUCUCUCUGCUAUGAAUGUCAUGUCACUGUUUCAGGCUAAGUUUGUAUGGGACCAGAGGUGGAAAAGUUUCUUCCUUUACUC
Molecule: messenger RNA, 2189 nt
Organism: Punica granatum (pomegranate)
Lineage: Eukaryota; Viridiplantae; Streptophyta; Magnoliopsida; Myrtales; Lythraceae
Source: RefSeq, a predicted model, not a curated record